This is a messenger RNA of Pungitius pungitius (ninespine stickleback), 4214 nucleotides long. It is a transcript of the gene uba6, whose product is annotated as ubiquitin like modifier activating enzyme 6. NCBI's taxonomy places the organism in Eukaryota, Metazoa, Chordata, Actinopteri, Perciformes, Gasterosteidae. The record is from RefSeq and is a predicted model, not a curated record. The transcript is spliced from 32 exons. Gene Ontology annotation, biological process: protein ubiquitination; DNA damage response; ubiquitin-dependent protein catabolic process. Gene Ontology annotation, cellular component: cytoplasm; nucleus. Bases 107 to 3184 code for a protein of 1025 amino acids. Gene Ontology annotation, molecular function: FAT10 activating enzyme activity; ubiquitin activating enzyme activity.
CGAGUUUUUAACCAGUGACAACCAUUCAUUCCCUAGCCCGUCGCGCAUACUGACAGGUAGAGCCGGUGUCUCGGGCAGUUGAAUCCCCCCCUCUUCCCCUCCCAGCAUGGCUGCAGACUCGAUGGAGAUUGACGACUCUCUUUACAGCCGCCAGCGAUAUGUGCUGGGAGACAGUGCUAUGCACCAGAUGGCCCAGUCCUCAGUCUUUCUCAGUGGAAUGGGAGGACUGGGAAUCGAGAUCGCAAAGAAUAUCGUCCUGGCUGGCGUGAAGGCGGUCACCCUUCACGACACUAAGCGGUGUGAAACCUGGGACCUGGGCUCCAACUUCUUUAUCCACAAUGAGGACGUGUUGAGCCAGAAGAGGAGGGUUGAGGCGGUGUGCCCCCGGGUCGCAGAGCUGAACCCCUACGUCCACGUCGACGUCUCCUGCGAGGCUCUGGACGACAACAACGACCUCAGCUUCCUCGGAAAGUAUCAGUGUGUGAUUCUGACGGAAGCUCGAUUGAGUCUACAGAAGAGAGUGAACGACUUCUGCCACUUCCAUCAACCUCCCAUCAGAUUCAUUGGCUGUGACGCAUACGGCAUCUGUGUGCGGGUCUUUUGUGAUUUUGGAGAGGAGUUCGAGGUGUCUGAUCCCACAGGAGAGGAGCCCAAGGAGAUUUUUAUCCAAAGUAUCACUCGGGACAACCCCGGGGUGGUGACCUGCAUGGACAACCAACCCCACGGCCUUCAGACGGGUCAGAGUGUCAUCUUCAGAGAGGUCAACGGCAUGGCGGAAGUGAACGGCACCGCUCGGCCUAUUGCAGUCCUUUCCCCUCACAGCUUUGAAAUAGGAGACACAUCCCAACUACAACCAUAUCAACAUGGAGGUUUCUUUGUUCUGGUGAAGACCCCAAAAACAUACAGAUUUGAGACAUUAGAGAGACAGUUGUGUGAUCCCCAUGUCCUCACACCAGACUUCAGUAAACCCGAGGCCCCUCUACAGAUCCAUGCAGCCAUGUUGGCUCUGGACACCUUCCAGGAGCAGCACAGCAGACUCCCCAACACCGGGUGUUCACAGGAUGCUGAGGUUUUACUGAAGCUAACGGAGGAAGUGAACGAAACUCUCAGGAACAAAGCUUCUGUGAACGUCGAGUUGGUGCGCUGCCUGUCGAGAACAGCGAGGGGAACUCUCCCUCCGUUAGCAGCGGCUGUGGGAGGUCUGGCCAGCCAGGAGGUGCUCAAAGCCAUCACGGGCAAGUUCGCGCCACUGCAGCAAUGGUUUUAUCUGGACGCCGUCGAGGUGGUCCGGCCGCUCCAGUCCGUUGCUGCCGAGGAGUUCUUCCCGAGGGGCGACCGCUACGACGGCUUGCGUGCCUGCAUCGGCGAAUCCAUGUGUGUGAAACUGCAUAAGCUCAGGGUGUUCAUGGUGGGCUGCGGGGCCAUCGGCUGUGAAAUGCUGAAGAACUUUGCCCUGCUCGGCGUGGGAUUAGCUAGCAGCUCAGGAGAGGUAUGCAUCACGGACCCCGACCUCAUAGAAAAGUCCAACCUCAAUCGGCAGUUUCUCUUCAGACCACAACACAUACAGAAACCGAAGAGCACCACGGCAGCAGAAGCUACCCUUGAGAUCAACCCCGAACUGCAGGUGGACGCUCACCUCCACAAGGUGUGUCCCGCCACCGAGAGCAUCUACAAUGACUCCUUCUACUGCCGCAUGAACCUGGUGGUCACCGCGCUGGACAACGUGGAGGCCCGCCGAUACGUGGACAGCCGCUGCUUAUCCAAUCAGAGACCUCUUCUUGACUCUGGCACCAUGGGAACGAAAGGACACACAGAAAUCAUCGUGCCAAAUUUGACCGAGUCCUACAAUAGCCAUAGGGACCCCCCGGAGGAGGAGAUCCCAUUCUGCACCCUCAAGUCCUUUCCUUCCGUCAUAGAGCACACCAUUCAGUGGGCCCGAGACAAGUUUGAGAACCUUUUUGCACACAAGCCCUCCAUGUACAACUCGUUCUGGCAGACGCAUCCGUCUGUCGAGGUGGUGCUACAGAGGAUGCAGAUGGGGGAAAGUCUGGAGGGGUCAUUCCAGGUCAUUAAGCUGCUCAGCAAGCGGCCCAGCCGGUGGGAUCAGUGCAUCACCAUCGGCCGUCUGAAAUUUGAAAAAUAUUUCAAGCGAAAGGCCCUGCAACUGUUGCACUCUUUCCCCCUAGACACAAGAUUAAAAGAUGGAAGUUUGUUUUGGCAGUCCCCGAAAAGACCUCCAGCACCUGUUGAUUUUGACUUGAAAGACUCCCUGCACUUCAGCUUCGUUGUCAGCACUGCCCGGCUCUUUGCUGGGAUUUACAACAUCCCAUACUCACCAAAGGACAUUACAGAAGAAGAGGUGACCAGGCUUCUCGCAGACGUCAAGAUUCCUGAGUACAGGCCCUCAGAGAAGUGCAUAGAGACCGACGAGACGGCAAAGAAACCCGAUUCGGUGAAGCUGCCUCUAAGCAGCGAGGAAGAGAGGGAGGCCAUUGCACAGCUGGAGCACGCCAUCGCCACCAACAACGUCACAGCAGACAGGUUACAGGUGAGCCCGCUGCAGUUUGAGAAGGACGACGACCGCAACGGCCACAUGGACUUUGUCACGGCGGCGUCCGCCCUCAGAGCCAAGAUGUACGCCAUCGAGCCGGCCGACCGACUCAAGACCAAGCGGAUCGCCGGCAAGAUCAUCCCUGCCAUCGCCACGGCAACGGCUGCUGUGGCUGGACUGGUGGCCCUGGAGUUAAUCAAGGUGGUCGGCGGCUAUGAGUUUGAGUUGUUCAAGAACUGCUUCUUUAACCUGGCCAUCCCCGUCGUGGUGCUCACGGAGCCUGCGCCCGUUAAACAGUCACUCAUCAGGGACAACAUAUACUUCUCCAUCUGGGACUGUUGGUCUGUCUUUGGCCACGAGGACUUCACCCUCUCUGACUUCAUGAAUGCAGUGAGGGAAAAGUAUGGCAUCGAACCGACUAUGGUCGUCCAUGGUGUCAAAAUGCUCUACGUGCCUGUGAUGCCGGGACACUCAAAGAGACUCAAGCUAACAAUGCAGAAGCUGAUCAAGCCAUCCGGGGACCGCCGCUACGUGGACCUCACCGUGUCGUUCGCCCCGGAGGCAGACGGCGACGACGACUUGGCGGGCCCCCCCGUCAGGUACUUCUUCAGCCGCAACGGAGAGACCCCCUGAGGGCUUCCCGGGUCCUGGCCCCCAGCCUCUUGUGUCCUUACUCCUCCCUUCUUUCAUGGAAAUUUGUUGUACCACAAUACCCUGGGCCAUGGCGUAGAGCUUUCUUUUAGGGGUUUUUUCUACAGGGGCCAUAACACCAGCCCCCAACCCCCCCAAUCUCUGUACCUGCUGGAACAAGAAGAGGCCAGUUCAGAGCUUUUCGUGACCCAGAUUUAACCAACGUGAGGCUGCUUGAGUAGCACUUACCUGUACUUUUGUACAUAUAUCUCCUGUUCUGUUUUCUACUCCAGUCACACAAAUAAAGCACAGCUGUUGGCUGUGUUAAUGCCUUAAUUGAUUACUAACUUCUUCUUUUGUCCGUUUGUGGCAGUGAGUGUGACUAAAAACUGUAACAAGCCAUCUCCCAAACGCAUAAGCCCAUUAGUCUUGUUUUUUUGAGUGUGCUGGUCCUAACGGGUGGAGGAGCAGGGGGGGGGGGGUGUUGAAAGGUAUUAGAUCUCAUUGCCAGCAACAGAAUGUGAUGUUGAUUUGUCAACAGUUGCUAAACCUCCAGAUCAACGGACCACCACUGUGUGCAGUUCAUUGCUCUCUCUGUUAAACACACGUUUCUCUCUCAGGAAGGGGGAGCUGGGGGAGAAGGGGGAGGGAGGUCGGGUAUUGUGCCAACAUCACAGGGCAGAUUUGCAUUGCACUUAGUUCAUGGAUUGGAGCAACCACUAAUUGUAGUUGCUACUCCUAUCCAGCAUGUUGAAUACUUAAUUACAGCAUUGACUCCAAUUAACACGUUUGGGUAGAUGACGUAAUGGCUUGGCUUCCAUCAUGUUCAGAAAGACAUCUGUACCACCCUCCCGUUUUAUUUAACACACAAGCUGUUUUUUUUUUUUUUUUGCAUCGGUUUAUGGGUGGGUGUGUCCAUGGCAGUUAUUUAUAUCGUUUUUUUUUUCCUUGUGUCAAACUGAGCCUUUGUUGAGCUCUGUAGUCGUAGUAAACAGGUUUAUUGUGAAACAACAAAAUAAAAAAGUGAAUCAUU